AUGUCCGAGCCGGCGACCUCUGUCACAGAGAUCCUGCUCCUGCUUCUCCCACUUGUGAUGAUUGGCGUUGCUAUGAUAUUUGUCAUUAUCGCACCAUUUGUAAUGUACCUUGUGCUGCGCCUACGACCCGGUGUGGCAUUGGGUGACAGAUCGGGGCCUAUCAAUGUGGCGUUUGAAGAGCAGCUCGAAAGCUCAUCGAGCGUAAGGAGUGCCUAUCAGCGGUGGCUGGAGCAGGCAGACGAUGGAACGAGAGCGGGAUUUGAGUGCGCGGAGCGCUGGUGCCAGCAGCAUCCGCCAAGGUCCCAGCGUGAUACUGACAUCACCAUGCCGCAAUUCUUGGGCAUCCAAGAAAAGGGCGUGAGUGCGUGGAAUUUCGAUCCGCCCUAUGAGGACAACCAAGGGGUCUUGGUAUCGUCUAGGACUGAAAUCCAGUUCCUUACGGACAGUGUCGGCAUGGCUCCUGAGGAGGGUGGCGCCUGUUCCAUCCAGAGCAACCUUCCACUGCCGAAACAAAAUGAAGUUUACUACUGGGAGGCCAAGAUGUUUAACAAACCUGCGACGACCAAUGUGGCCGUCGGGCUAUCGACGAAGCCCUAUCCGUCGUUCCGCGCUCCAGGUCUGUGUAAGCACUCCGUUGGCUACUUUUCGCAAGACGGUUCCAAGUGCUACAACCAUCCGUUCCACAUGCAGUCGUACGGGCCUGCGUAUGUUCACGGUGACGUUAUCGGUGUUGGUUAUCGUCCGCGGUCUGGGUCCGUGUUCUUCACACGCAACGGCAUGCGCAUUUCUGAGGCAUUUGUUGGGCUCUACAGCUACAAUUUGUUCCCGACGAUCUCGGCAGAUGGACCAGCCGAGAUCCAUGUCAACUUUGGCCAGGCGGGCUUUGUCUUUAUCGAGGCGAAUGUAAAGCGGUGGGGCCUUGCGCCCAUGGUCGGCACGCUGGCGCCGCCGCCGGCCUAUGGUCAGGACAAGGACAGUAUCCUGAUCGAGUCUGCGCAGAGCCCGAGCUCAUCGAGUCAGCUCCAGAGCGACACAGACACUGGCGAGCUUGUGCGCGUGCCGUCUUACGACGCAUCCGUGUUAGACACGGCGACGCCUCAGCAUGCCCCUCCUGCCGCGCAGGGUAUCUGCAUGGUUACAUUGCGUUCCAUGCAGGCGCCGCCACCCUACUCGGUGUCUGUGGGGAGCAGCGCGGCACCCGCGCAGGAGCCUCGUGACCUGCGUGGAGAACCUUCUCCCGCCACCCUGCGGGGCACCAUCCAUACAUUACAUGGCUGGUUCUCUGCUUGGCACCGGCCGCGCCGCGAUACCUCAGCCGGCACACCCGAGGUCCCGUCCACGGAGCUCGUCGGUGUGCUGGUGGACUAG
This is a messenger RNA of Malassezia sympodialis ATCC 42132, 1368 nucleotides long. RefSeq names its product SSH4 family protein. Gene Ontology annotation, molecular function: protein binding. The record is from RefSeq and is a predicted model, not a curated record. Lineage: Eukaryota; Fungi; Basidiomycota; Malasseziomycetes; Malasseziales; Malasseziaceae.